AUGUUUCAUUGUUUCUACUUGAACCUGCAACAGAAGUAAAAAAGAUGAAAUUGAGAGUGAUAUGUCAAAAAUGGUUUUAAACUAGUUGCUAAAUAAUAUCAUUUCAGCUAUCAGAUUCACUGUUGUUUACAGUAUAUUCACUGUACCAUUACAUUCUGGUUUCUAUAUUGACCCUUCAUGAUCUAGCUUGUAUGUCUUGUGUGGAUGACAUAGAGGAUCUUGCGAGCACUGUUGGUGACACACCUACAAAGCGCGUGCCACGCAAGCGCGUCAUCCCUAAGAAGUUCAGCACACAGCUGAAGCAUGAGACUCCAGUCGCUGAGAGUGUGAUUCCUGGGACCCAGAGUGUAUUCGUAAGAACAUGGGGUUGUUCACAUAACAACAGUGACUCUGAGUACAUGGCCGGGCUCCUUGCUACGUACGGAUACAAGAUAACGGACGAUGCAAUGUCAGCAGAUCUGUGGUUACUUAAUAGUUGCACUGUCAAGACCCCCUCGGAAGAUGGCUUGAGGAAUUCCAUCACUUCUGCUCACAGUUUGGGAAAGAAGGUAGUUGUAGCUGGUUGCGUUUCACAAGGUGCACCUGACACCAAGUUUAUCGCCGGACUGAGCAUAGUUGGAGUACAACAAAUCGACAGAGUGGUUGAAGUAGUGGAAGAAACAUUCAAAGGUCACAGCGUCAGACUGUUCGGACAAAAGAAAGAUGGGGUGAAGAAGUUAGGGGGAGCGUCCUUACAUCUUCCAAAGAUCAGGAAGAACCCCCUCAUUGAAAUAAUUGCUAUAAACACGGGAUGCCUGAACCAGUGCACGUACUGUAAAACUAAGCACGCACGUGGAGAGUUAGGCAGUUACCCAAUAGCAGACAUUGUGGAGCGUGGUGUGCAGAGUUUCGCUGAGGGUGUCAGGGAAGUUUGGAUGACGUCAGAAGAUACAGGAGCAUACGGUAGGGAUAUCGGCGUGACACUGCCUGAUCUAUUAUACGAGUUCGUAGAGAUUAUCCCUGAGGGCUGCAUGCUCAGAUUAGGUAUGACAAACCCGCCCUAUAUAUUGGAUUAUUUGGAGGACAUGGCUAAAAUCCUGUCUCAUCCCCGGGUAUACUCCUUCUUACAUGUACCAGUACAAGCAGCAAGUGACAACGUACUGGAGGACAUGAAGCGCGAGUACACGUGUGCAGAGUUCAGCCGCGUGGUGGACUUCCUGCGCGAGAAAGUUCCUGACAUCACCAUAGCAACGGACAUUAUCUGCGGGUUCCCCACUGAAACGGAGGAGGAUUUCAAGGAGACGUUGGAGCUGAUUGAGAAGUACAAGUUUCCCAGUUUGUUCAUCAACCAGUUCUUUCCUAGACCGGGCACGCCUGCUGCUCGUAUGAAGAAGAUCCCAGCUGAUAAAGUUAAGUUGAGAACGAAGAAAGCGUCAGAGAUAUUUCAGAAACAAUUCCCCUACACUCACAAACUAGGAGAAGUACAGCAGAUUCUGAUAACUGAGAUAGCUACAGACAACAAACACUACGUGGGACACAACAAGUUUUACGACCAAGUUUUAGUCCCGAAGAUUGAGGGAUACAUGGGCCAAUCCCUGACGGUUAGGAUAAUGGAGACAGGGAAACAUUACUUAAAAGGAGAUGUUAUCGAGGAGGGGGAGAUACAGAAUAUCCCAUCUUCUUACAGUAAUCCUAAUAAAGUGGCGUUCUCGCUGAAUCCAUACAACAUGGUACAGAACAUAAAAACAAAGAGCAACGUGUGGAACUUCCUGAUAGUCCUCGUUAUCGGAGUUAUGUUUCAGUUGCUUUACAUUCUGUACAGAAACCACCGGUGAAAGAGAAAGUGAACUUGCUCACUCGUGCCCUGACCAAGCUUUUGGAUACAUUGAAUUGUUGGAUAGUUGGUUCCAGCAGCCUGUCUUCGCUUCAUAACACCCGAAUUUUCACGCGAUUGAAUUGGACUAGGCUGAACUGUAGUUGUCGCAAUCUGAUAUUUAUUGAAUCUCAAAGGGAAUUUUGUAAAUAAUAAACGUGUUCUUUCCCAUCUCAA
Molecule: messenger RNA, 2029 nt
Organism: Bolinopsis microptera
Lineage: Eukaryota; Metazoa; Ctenophora; Tentaculata; Lobata; Bolinopsidae
Product: threonylcarbamoyladenosine tRNA methylthiotransferase-like
Exons: 11
Coding region: 192-1814 (540 amino acids)
Biological process (GO): tRNA methylthiolation
Cellular component (GO): endoplasmic reticulum
Molecular function (GO): tRNA (N(6)-L-threonylcarbamoyladenosine(37)-C(2))-methylthiotransferase activity; 4 iron, 4 sulfur cluster binding
Source: RefSeq, a predicted model, not a curated record